CGUAGACAUAAUUUCAUAAACUCGCUAUCGACGCUGCCGGCAUCCCGCAAGCCGUCGUAUCGAGCCGCUGCUACUUAAGUCGUCCCUACAGCUGAUGCCGAUGAGAUGCAGACCUUUGUCCCAAAGGCCCGUCGUCCACGCUUUGAUUUCAAGCUCAAGAUAUACGACUUGAACAACGUGCCCCUGGUUUCCGGCACAUGUUUUGUCAAAUGGCACCUCCCUUCGUCGAGUGCUGCCGAGCAUCGCGGCCGAACAACCAAAUGCAACAUCAAGGAUCACAAGGUCGUCUUCGACUAUGAGAAACAGACUCCUGUGCGUCUCGUCAUUGGCAAGGAUCAGAUGUUACAAGAGCUGUGGAUUCAUCUCGAGAUCAUACAAGAAUACUCCAGCGGCGGCAAGGGGGAGAGGAUCACUCUCGGAAACAUCAAGCUCAAUCUGGCCGAAUAUGUCGACACCAACGACCAUGGCCAUGACUCGGAUGAAGGUGUCACGAGACGCUACCUCAUGCAAGACAGCAAGAUCAACAGUACCUUGAAGGUUUCUCUCCACCUGAAGCACUUGGAGGGUGAUAGAAGCUACUAUGCCCCUCCCUUACGCACCGCCCCUGUCUUUGGUGGUAUCGCAGGUAUCAUGUCUCAGGAGGUUGCAGAGGCUACCGAGGAAGGCAGCAACAUGCCCUCACUAUCAAACAAAAGCCGUGAGAACGGCGAACUACAAGACAUGUACCGCCGAACUCUCGCUGCAUCCUGGGUGGCCCAGCCAGGGGAAUUACGAGCCGACGACUGUAUCAAGGACAUCUUUGCUGGCGGAGAUGGUUGGGGCUCCCACCUCGACCACGUUCAGCACACUCAGCACCUCAAUCCUAGUAGUGACGAGGACAAGUCUCGAUCAGCCAACCUAACACCAACAGACAAUUUCACCAGAUCACCACGCUCCAAGAGCCCUCUCCUGGGCCAUCAACGCAAUGUCAGCAAAGAAAGUGUACAGUCAGACAGACGCAAAGGAUUCGACGGCUGGGCCAAAGAUGCUUCUUCUGCCAUGGGUGGCAAUCUCGGCAAACAAGGCGCCUUUGGAGGUCGAAGUAGUCUGCAUCAGCAAGCCAUGAAGUUCGAGUUGGAGUCUGCUAAACGCAAACCCAAGGCAGGACAGGGCGAGAUUGAUGAGUUCGACAACCCUUGGCGUGAGGACUUAAGGUCGUGGAAAAUUGGAAACAUGAUUUGAUGAUGUUAUUUGAUACCCCCC
This is a messenger RNA of Aureobasidium pullulans EXF-150, 1242 nucleotides long. RefSeq lists its product as uncharacterized. The coding region runs from base 106 to 1221 and encodes 371 amino acids. The record is from RefSeq and is a predicted model, not a curated record. NCBI's taxonomy places the organism in Eukaryota, Fungi, Ascomycota, Dothideomycetes, Dothideales, Saccotheciaceae. The transcript is spliced from 5 exons.